GUCGAAGUGUCAAUUGGUUAUGUAAAACACGACAUUUGUUUAUCCAAUUGGGACCCGAGGAUGGCGAGUUUAUUCCGCAUUGGCGUGUGCCGUAUUUCGGGCAAACACGCGGCCAAAACCUUGUUCAACGGCGACAAGCCGGUGACUUUGGUAAGAUGCAUCAGCGGUAAAAGUGUGAUCAGGGAAGAGGUUCCAAAACCAGCACCAUAUCCUUACGAAACGAAAAAAUACGGCUAUAUCAGGUCCCUAUUUGAUAGAACAACGUCCAGGUUCGAUGAAAACUCCAAGAUAAUUGUUGUCGAAGGCCCAGUGGCCUCAGGGAAAAGCAAGUUCGCCAAACAAUUGGCUGAUGAACUGGACAUGUUAUACUUGCCAGAAGCCAAUAUGGAUAUGUGGUACAUCAACCACUAUGGGUAUGACUUGAGGAAACUGGAUGAACAACUUCCAGAGUCAUGCAGAAGUUUUGAUGUCCAAGACUUCUUGAGGAACCCCAAGCACAAACAUUCUGCUAGAAUGCAACUUGAUCAAUAUUAUAUAAAGUUCUCUCAAUAUGUAGAUGCUUUGGCUCACCUAUUGAGCACAGGACAAGGGGUCAUUUUGGAUAGAUGUGUGUAUUCCGACUAUGUAUUUACUGAGGCUAUGUAUAGCCAAGGAUACUUAUCAAGAGCUGCCAGAACCAAGUAUUAUGAAUAUAGAGACAACACUCUCUCAGAAUUGAUGAGGCCUCAUUUGGUUAUCUACUUGGAUGUGCCAGUCCCUAAAGUAAGGCAGAAUAUUCAAAACAGAGCCAUCUCAUAUGAGAAGGAUUCCCCUGUUCUCACCCCUCAAUAUUUAGAUGUCAUGGAAAAAAAAUACAAACAAGACUAUUUGAAGUCUAUUAGUUCUCAUUCUGAAUUGCUUAUUUAUGAUUGGUCUGAAGAAGGAGAAGUGGAUGUAGUUAUUGAAGAUAUUGAACGAAUUGAUUUUGACCAUUAUGAUGAACAAGAUCGUAAAAUGAAGGACUGGGAUCUUCCAAAGGAGGAGGAUUGGGCUGCAAUUAGACGCCGAUAUGCUGAUGACAAGAACCUGUUGUUGAGCUACUUCAACAUUCCUUGCUUUGAAGUGCCAGAACUUGUUGUUGGACCUGAAGAUGCUGAUACCUACUACCAAGUUUUGUUUGAAGCACCUGGAAUGAAAUAUGAAAGAGGCUACAACUCUGAUUUGGGAGAUGGAAGCACAUUACUCAGGGGAUCAGAACCACCAAGGCCGACUUUGCCAAGAACAGAAAGGAGGCAAGCUGCCUAAUUUCAUUGGGAGGUGUAAAUAAGAAACAAUGUUCUUUAAGAUUUUAAAAAUAUUUAAUGCAAUCUGUUAAUAUUAAAUUAAUAAACGCGAUAACUUGUAA
Aethina tumida (small hive beetle) is the source of this 1384-nucleotide messenger RNA. RefSeq names its product NADH dehydrogenase [ubiquinone] 1 alpha subcomplex subunit 10, mitochondrial (gene ND-42). Lineage: Eukaryota; Metazoa; Arthropoda; Insecta; Coleoptera; Nitidulidae. Gene Ontology annotation, cellular component: cytoplasm. The record is from RefSeq and is a predicted model, not a curated record. The coding region runs from base 61 to 1284 and encodes 407 amino acids. Gene Ontology annotation, biological process: mitochondrial electron transport, NADH to ubiquinone. The transcript is spliced from 8 exons.